Daphnia pulicaria is the source of this 3061-nucleotide messenger RNA. Its product is annotated as alpha-(1,3)-fucosyltransferase C-like. The transcript is spliced from 4 exons. Gene Ontology annotation, molecular function: alpha-(1->3)-fucosyltransferase activity. Lineage: Eukaryota; Metazoa; Arthropoda; Branchiopoda; Diplostraca; Daphniidae. The coding region runs from base 1697 to 3058 and encodes 453 amino acids. Gene Ontology annotation, cellular component: membrane. The record is from RefSeq and is a predicted model, not a curated record.
AGUUCUCUCGUGGAUGUUGGCAAGUCAUGUGAAGUUCUUGAAAGCUAAGCACUCUUUGGUUCUGACUUCUGAGUUACAAUGUCGAUUAAUGUGAAUAUAUCUUUCUGACAACAAGCAAGUGACGAUGUGUGAAACAUGCUAAUUUGAUGAAUAUUUCUGAAAAUUGACGUUCAACAGAAAUGAAAGAAUUUAAUGAAGUUAGGGGAGGGAAACGAACCAAGUUCCCGGCGGACGAAUUAGUGGAUAAAGCUAUGGAAACCAUAGUGGCUAAUGCUAUUAAACUUAGAAAACAACAGGGUUUGCAGAGAAAUGAAGAAGACACGACGACAGGUGAACCUAAGCGCCAGGUCUUUUUCCCUUGCCCAAAGAAGAAGGAAAUGGAUUCGUUUCAGCUUCAGUAUUUCAACCUAACGCCUUCCUUUGUCACACGGAAACGGAAACCCGAUGGCUGCCCCGUGUCUGUUAAUUCAGACGUGAAUUCGCUUAGUGUGGCUUCACACCGAUUAUCGCAAAGUCAAGAUUCAUCAAUCCAGUGUAAUUCUUCCCAAGAUUCUUUCAAUGAUACAGUAGCCACAUAUCCUCCUGCAAAAAGAGAUGGCAAUAUCAUGUUGAAGAAACAUCAGAAAGUGCAGGUGGUAAGCCCAAUUCCCGACUUCAUGGCCAAGAAUUUUCCACUGGAUUUUCCAAAGGGUUUUACUGGAACAGCGUCCCCAGUAAUAUCUAAUCAACCAAAAACAACUCGGUCGUCGGAACCGUGCAAGAUUGCAACAAAGACUACGCAGUGCCAACAAGAGAAAGGUGACCAACACGAGAGGUACUCGUCAAAUUUCGAUGAUUUGGUAGAAGAACCGGUCAAAAACUCCAUGUUUUGGAUGUAUCGUAGCUUCCCACACAUUGCUUAAAACGAUCGCCAUAUUUUUUUGUUUUAACCUUUGUCAUUUAACAUUUUGCCACAUAGAAGAAAACAAGCCACAGUUUAUUUUUGCGUAAUUGCUCACCUUUUGUUUUCAUUAUUUUGUAUCUCUAUUCAUCAUUUCGUCGUAAUAUAAUUCUCGGAAAGAUACGGAGGAAUUUAAACACUAAUCUUUCAACUAAUAGAGUAAUAGUACAACGAAAACACACGUAAUGAUUUACAAUCCUUGUCUAUGUUUCUAUUUUCAAAAAUGAAGCUCGUUCAAACUUCCUGGCUCGUAAAACAAUCAUGCGCAAAACAAUCUUAUCGCAGUGACACACUGACACCACGAGAUGCAAGUACAUAUGGUCUGUCCUUCAAGCUAUGUUCCACCAUUCAUUUGAGUUCUAUUUGAUAAGGUAAAGCACAUUACAUUUCAAAAUUAAAAAUUCGGUGCCACAAAAUGCAAAGUGUCACAUUGAAGGAAUUAUUUUGAGUAAGUGAUUAGUGAAAAAUUGUGAUCAGUGAGUGGACAUUUACUAGUACCAACUAAACUAAAAACUAUGGUCAAAGGCGUGUCGAGAAAUUGUGUACCGGAAGUAAAGUGAAAUCAAUUGGCUUUCAAGAUGACGAGUACCUGCAUGUUCCAUACUCCAAAUCGAUAAAACUGAACGACAAACAUCGAUAAGAGCGAACCAGCCAAGAUAACGCGUAUGUGAAAGUGAACGAGACCCUAUUUCGGUAUAGCUGAUAGAUGAGUCGUCUUUCGACACACAUGAAUCAGUGCAUACACACGAUGUGCAUAUGGAUAGUCUAACGGAUUAUAGUGGUUCUUCAACUUUUAUUACAGGUUUAAAGUAUUCAAACAAAAACAACUUAUAUUUUUGUUUUACUGUGCUUGGUAUCGAAAUGACAAAGAAAAGAUUUAAACGAUAUUUUGUACUCCUUUUACUCAUCUUCAUGAUUCUGUCUCUGUUGCUGAUUGGUAAUCCGGAACGGUACAGCUACCGUGAUGUGAUUUUGAAUUAUGAGAAAGAAAUUUCAGCAAAUAACCAGACCUCCCUUGGAUACAAAAACAUUUUGAUUUGGAACGAAGCUGAUCGAACCGAGACCGCCAAUUUUGGAAUCGGUCACGCCCCUUUUGUUAAACACAAAUGCGAGGUCUCCGAUUGCGCAAUUUUUACUCGAGACACGUCAAUGUUGCCAUACGAAGAAUACGACGCCGUCAUCAUCCACAUGUUGUUCUUAAAAAUGUUCCAGUUGCCGAAUUUCGAGCGGCGAAGACAUCAGCGAUUCAUUUUUCUCACGCAAGAGACGCCCGUCAUGAUGCCGCUUUACAUAUCGUCGUUAGACAAUUAUUUCAACUGGACAAUGACUUACAAAAGAAAUUCGGAUGUUCAAUUCCUGUACGGUCGCAUCGAACCAGAAGCGACGGCUCCUAAAUCUCCCGAGCAAGUUGAAGAAAUGAUGGCAAAAACUCGUCACCCACUAGCCAAAAAUUACGCGGCCAAUAAAACUCGUCCGAUUGUCUGGAUGGUGUCUCACUGCCGUACAAGCGGUCAGCGAGAAACGUACGUCCGCCAACUUGGUCAGUACAUUCCUGUCGACGUUUACGGCAAGUGCGGCAAUUUUAGUUGCCCACGCAACGAGGACAAUUGGAUCUCCGAUCCGAAAUGUUACGACAUGCUCCAAACGCGAUACAAAUUCUAUUUGUCGUUCGAAAAUGCCUUUUGCACCGAUUACGUCACGGAGAAGUUCUUCGAAAUCAUGGACCACGACAUGAUACCGAUCGUGUAUGGUGCGGCUAACUAUAGCGAGAUCGCCCCUCCUCAUUCGUACAUCAACGCCCUGGACUUUACGCCGGAAGGACUGGCCAGGUAUUUGCAAAUGCUCGAUGCCAACGAUACCCUCUACAACGAGUAUUUCUGGUGGAAGAAUCACUACCGAGUGGAGUCUGGGGAACCCCAGAUGGCCAGAUAUGGUUUUUGCGAUUUGUGUAAGAAACUCCACCAGGAUGAGAGUGUCAAGUAUUACCCGGAAAUAAGAUCAGAGUGGCAUCCGAAUUCUCAGUGUCGCCAUUUGAGUUCAACUUGGGAAAAUUCCCAUCGAAAUUAUCUGACCCCAGUCCUGUCUUGGCUGUUAUAUUUGAUGGGAUUUGUCUUGUAAUUU